This is a messenger RNA of Syngnathus acus (greater pipefish), 1105 nucleotides long. It is a transcript of the gene zmat5, whose product is annotated as zinc finger, matrin-type 5. Gene Ontology annotation, cellular component: U12-type spliceosomal complex. The record is from RefSeq and is a predicted model, not a curated record. Gene Ontology annotation, molecular function: zinc ion binding. The transcript has 5 exons. Lineage: Eukaryota; Metazoa; Chordata; Actinopteri; Syngnathiformes; Syngnathidae. The coding region runs from base 36 to 554 and encodes 172 amino acids.
UGAUCGUGGCAAAACAAACAAAAAGCGGCGAGCUCAUGGGCAAAAGAUAUUUCUGCGACUACUGUGAGCGCUCUUUCCAGGACAACAUGCACAACAGGAAAAAGCAUCUGUUCGGCGUGCAGCACCAACGAGCCAAGAAGGCCUGGUUUGACCAUUUCAGAAGCUACGCCGAUAUUUGGAAAGACGAACAGGCAAAGAAACCCUGCAGGAAGUUCCUCCAAAGAGGCAUUUGCGAUUUUGGCCCGAGCUGCAGGUUUUCUCACAUGUCCGAGGCAGAGAUGUACGGUUUGCAACGGAAGAUGCAAGAUGAGAGACGGCGCUCGGAGGGCUGGGAGGACCCGAGCGAGGCCCGGCCCAGCGUGGCCGCGUGGCUGACCACCAGGGAGAAGAGGAGAAGCGGCCAGGCCAGCAAAGGUGUGCAAGACCAGCAAGAGGAGGAGCGCACGCAAGGUGACAUCCCGCCACAGAUCUUCUCCAUCCCGGACCUGCCACCCUCACUGGUGCCGCCUCCUCCGGGUGGCUGGAAGGCUGAGGGCAGUGCGCAGUGGGGAUGAACAUUUUGUUCAAGUCAAACCUGACAUUGUGCAAUUUCUCUUUUUUUAAUUAGAUGUCAUGCGUUUGGACAGCUUUUACAAUACAUCAGUCUACACCUGAUACGGUCAAUUUUACACAAAGAAGUCAGAUCGAACACACACACACACACACUCGCGCGCACACACACACACACACACACACAUUGAACAUGUUCAUAUAUUGCUGAUAAUUUUGCAAUCCGUAGAUCCAGCAUUCCAACUACAUUUUUCAAAGUGCUCCACAUAUUUCACAUUUUAAAUACGUGACAAAAGGCACCUGACAGAAAUGAUAGAUACAUACUUUUUGAGGAACACUCCAAGACAAAAUACACAUUGACAGUAAUAUCUCGUGUCCCGUUCGCUAUUUUUGCGUCUGUACAUUGGCAUCGAAGCUGCUACUUGACAUGAUAUGUUCCGAUGAGGAGGUAAACGGCUAAUGUCAUGCCACGCUCACAAUCUUGGUCAUCGUGCGUACACGUUACAUUGCUUUUAUUGCAUCCAAAAAAUAAAAAGGGAUUCAAGUCUGCAAAGUG